CCCGCCCCGUCCCGUGCGCUGCCGACGGAGCAUGGCGGGCCCGAGUGGCGGGGCCCGGCGGCUGCUGCUGCCGCUGCUCCUGCGCCCCCGCCCGCCGCCGCCGCCACGCAGCAGCCCGGGGCCGCCGCGCAGAACCGGGGGCUCGGCGGCGGCGGCGGCGGGGCCGGCGCGGCUGAAGGGACCGGAGGAGCUACCGGGGCCGGGGCUGCUCCGGACUUUCGUCUGGCUCUUUCUGCGCGGCUACCUGCUGCACACGCACCGGCUCCAGCUGAUGUCCCGGCGCAUUUAUGGCCCCAUCUGGAAGUCGACCUUUGGGCAUUAUGAGAACAUCAACAUCGGAAGCCCGGUGGUGCUGGAGCAGCUGCUACGGCAGGAGGGCAAGUACCCCAUGCGGAGUGACAUGGCGCUGUGGAAGGAGCACCGGGACACCCGGCACCUGCCCUAUGGACCCUUCACCGAGGAAGGGGAGCGCUGGUACCGCCUGCGCCAGGUCCUCAACAAGCGGCUGCUGAAGCCCUCGGAGGCGGUGCUGUAUGCGGACGCCAUCGGGGAGGUGGUGUCAGACCUGAUGGUGCGGCUGCGGGACGAGCGGAGCCGCAGCCCCUCGGGGGUGCUGGUGGGGGACGUGGCCAACCUGCUCUACCGCUUCGCCCUGGAAGGGAUCUCCUAUAUCCUCUUUGAGACCCGCAUCGGGUGCCUGAAGCAGCAAGUCCCCGCUGAGACCCAGCGCUUCAUCGACUCCAUCAACCUCAUGUUCAAGAACUCCAUCUUCGCCACCGUCCUGCCCCGAUGGAGCCGCAAGGUACUGCCUUUCUGGGACCGCUACCUGGACAGCUGGGACACCAUCUUCGCCUUUGGCAAGACCCUGAUUGACCGGAAGAUGGAGGAGCUGGAGGGGCAGGUGGAGCGGGGCAAGGAGGUGUCCGGCUACCUGAGCUACCUGCUGGCCAGCGGCAGGCUCACCCUGGAUGAGGUCUAUGGCAGCGUGGCCGAGCUGCUGCUCGCCGGCGUGGACACGACCUCCAACACACUGUCCUGGGCCCUGUACCACCUCUCCCGGGACCCAGGUGUCCAGGAGACCCUGUACCAGGAGCUGAAAGCUGUUGUGCCGGCCAACCGGUUUCCUGGUGCUGAGGAUAUCCCCAAGAUGCCGAUGCUUCGGGCUGUUAUCAAGGAGACACUGAGGGUCUACCCCGUGGUGCCUACCAACGCCAGGGUCUUCUAUGAGAAGGACAUUGUCAUUGGAGACUACCUCUUCCCCAAGAACACCCUCUUCGUCCUGGCACACUACGCGAUGUCCCACGAUGAGACCUACUUCCCCGAGCCCGAGCGGUUCCUGCCCCAACGCUGGCUCCGGGGCCACGGCUCCCCCCACCACCCCUUCAGCUCCAUCCCCUUCGGCUACGGGGUCCGUGCCUGCGUCGGCCGCCGCAUCGCCGAGCUGGAAAUGCACCUGGCCCUUGCCAGGAUCAUCCAGGCGUUUGAGGUGCGGCCGGAUCCCCGUGGUGUGGAGGUGACGUCUGUGUCCCGCAUCGUCCUGGUGGCCGACAAGCCCAUCAACCUGGAGUUCAUCGCUCGCCCGGGGGCCCCCUGACUGCGUGCCCACCCACACCCCUCCCACCCUGGGUGUCAAGCGGGGACCCCCACUGCCCCAUGAGGAGGGGCAGGAAGGCAAACCCACCCCAGCACCCACCCCCUGCCCAGCUUGGGCCAGGGGGCUCCCAGCCCCACUGUGGGGAAGAUGGGAGGGUUGAGGGAUGCCCCCAAAUUGCCCCUGGGGCAUUAGUGUCCCCCUACCCCAAAUCAGCAGGAGGCUUGGGGAACUGCUGUGCCUUUCACAUGCCACGAGGGGUUGUGUCCCCCCCGUCCCAUGCCCAGCUGGGCUGUGUUGGGGACCCAGGAGCUCUGCUGGGGUUGGGGGGGGGGGAAGCGGGGAGGGGGCUUGCAGCCGUUUGGUGUCUCCUUCGUCCCGUCGUCGUGUAGCCACGCCUGGAUCUGUGCCUGGAACCAGGAUGUCUGGGUCUUCUCUGAACAGCUGACCUUGGCCUCAGUCA
Molecule: messenger RNA, 2054 nt
Organism: Grus americana (Whooping crane)
Lineage: Eukaryota; Metazoa; Chordata; Aves; Gruiformes; Gruidae
Product: sterol 26-hydroxylase, mitochondrial
Exons: 9
Coding region: 32-1594 (520 amino acids)
Biological process (GO): cortisol metabolic process; C21-steroid hormone biosynthetic process; glucocorticoid biosynthetic process
Cellular component (GO): mitochondrial inner membrane
Molecular function (GO): monooxygenase activity; oxidoreductase activity, acting on paired donors, with incorporation or reduction of molecular oxygen; iron ion binding
Source: RefSeq, a predicted model, not a curated record